ACGAGUUACUCUCCUCUGCAAAAGGUGACAUGGAAAAUAGAGGAGGUACAGUCUGAGGAGCUGGUGCCACAAUGAUCCUGGCAGGAGUGAAAGGAAUGACUUCAAUAUGAAUCCGUUGCCUCAGUGUGAGCGUGUUGAAGCCAUCUCUGGGUCUGCACCGCUUAGGGGACAUGAUGGGAGCCUCAAUAAAGGUCCAAAACAAGACUCAGAACAUUUACACCAUGAAGAACUCAGCACAGCCUCUCCAGCUCCACGGAGGCCUGUAUCUCCAUGCCCCAGUCUCCAGUCUGACAAGUCCAUGGAGCAUCCUCCCAUCUUCAGCGGCCAAGCACCACAUCCUGGGCAUGAUGAGAGCCUUAGUCCUCCUGGUCCAACACAGAGAGCCGUGUCUCCAUCCCCCAGCCUCCGGUCUGACAAGUCCAUGGAACAUCCUCCCAUCUUCAGCGACCCAGCACCACAGACACACGUUGGGGCCGCGUAUGCCACUGCCUUUGGGGAAAAAGCUGUCAGCCUUGAUCAAAGGUCUAACCUGAACCAAGAACACUUCCACAGCACAGCCUCUCCACAACCACAACGGCCUGUAUCUCCAUCCCCCAGCCUACAGUCUGACAAGUCCAUGGAGAAUCCUCCCAUCUUCAGUGGCCAAACACCACAUCCUGGGCAUGACGAGAGCCUUAGUCCUCCAGGUCCAACACAGAGAGCCGUGUCUCCAUCUGCCAGUCUCCAGUCUGACAAGUCCAUGGAGAAUCCUCCCAUCUUCAGUGGCCAAGCACCACAUCAACAUGUUGGGGCCUCCUCUCCACAACAUCCACAUGUUGGGACCUCCUCUCCACAACAUCCACAUGUUGGGACCUCCUCUCCACAACAUCCACAUGUUGGGGCCUCCUCUCCACAACAUCCACAUGUUGGGGCCUCCUCUCCACAACAUCCACAUGUUGGGGCCUCCUCUGCUGCAGCUGAGAGAGGGAAUGAGGAGACCUUUAGUCCUGGACCAAUACAGAGAACCGUAUCUCCAUCACCCAGCUGUAGAUCUGAAAAGUCCAUAGAGCAUCCUCCCAAUAUUGGGGAGAGCCAAGUGAACCGUGGCCAAAGGUCUAACACAAACCAAGAACACAGCACACCCUCUCGACAGCCACGAAGGCCUGAGUCUCCAUCCCUGAGCUGUCGAUCUGAAAAGUCAAUAGAGAAUCCUCCCAUCUUUAGUGACCAAGCACAACAUCCACAUGUUGGGGCCUCCUCUCCACAACAUCCACAUGUUGGGGCCUCCUCUGCUGCAGCUGGGAGAGGGCAUGAGGAGACCUUUAGUCCUGGUCCAACACAGAGAGCCGUGUCUCCUGUACCCAGCUGUCAAUCUGAAAAGUCCAUAGAGCAUCCUCCCAAUAUUGGUGACAGCCAUGUGAACCGUGACCAAAGGUAA
Engraulis encrasicolus (European anchovy) is the source of this 1417-nucleotide messenger RNA. RefSeq lists its product as uncharacterized. Lineage: Eukaryota; Metazoa; Chordata; Actinopteri; Clupeiformes; Engraulidae. Bases 107 to 1417 code for a protein of 436 amino acids. The record is from RefSeq and is a predicted model, not a curated record. The transcript has 4 exons.